Messenger RNA from Crotalus tigris (Tiger rattlesnake), 1048 nucleotides. RefSeq lists its product as uncharacterized. The transcript has 3 exons. The record is from RefSeq and is a predicted model, not a curated record. NCBI's taxonomy places the organism in Eukaryota, Metazoa, Chordata, Lepidosauria, Squamata, Viperidae. Gene Ontology annotation, cellular component: membrane; external side of plasma membrane. The coding region runs from base 270 to 956 and encodes 228 amino acids. Gene Ontology annotation, biological process: positive regulation of T cell apoptotic process; negative regulation of immune response.
CUGAUCUGUGAGACGGGGCUUCCUGUGUCUCCGAAAACUGCCAUCGCUGCAGUUUGCAAACAACCUGUGGGAGGUUGAGCCUUUCUUCUCUCACGUUCUCUGCUCUCACUUCCUUUGCUCACAGCCCUGCAGAGAUUCAGUUCAAUAUGUCAAAGGCAAGGAAGGAAGGCAGAGGCAGGUAGAAGCUUCACCCCCCCCCCAGAUCUGCCAAUUCUUGGGGUACCGCUGAGGGGGGGGGCGAGAAGGCAGAAUCCCAUCCUCCUCUCCUGAUGUGGCAGGUUGCCCCAAAGUUUGCUGAUGUUCUUCUUUCCCUCCGGCUGAAAUUCUACAUUUGGUGGAUGAAGCUUCAGACCAUCCUGCCACGCGUUGCUGACUUUUUUGGGGUGGCCAUGCAGAAUCUGUGCCCUGUGCUGCUGGGGUUUCUUUUUUGCCCGCCUGUUCUGCUGGUCAAGCCCUUCGUACUUUUUCGCCCAGCCCAGUUACGUUUAACGGAAGGAGAAACGGCGACGUUUACUUGUUCCAUCUCCAACCCCGAUUAUGGCAAUUAUCUGAACUGGUACCAGUGGGGCCCCGACUGCCAGCCAGUCAAACUGGACCCCGGCAGCCGGAAGUACAGCGUUUCCAAACGAGACCGUCGCACCUACCAGAUGGAAAUCCGGGACGUGGAGAAGAACGACAGCGGGAUGUACUAUUGUUGGGUGAACGCCAUCCAGUUGAAGGUGCCCUUUCUGAAGAGCAACGAAGGCAACCUCACCGUGACAGAGAAAGUAGCUGCAGCUCAACCUCCAAACGAGACCUCACAGGUCAAGGAGAAGGACAAAGGUGGUGACCGUAAAGAUGCCAAAACGUCUUUCACUGAUUUGCGAGGGACUGGACUGUUCGUCCUGCUCGUGGUCUUAUAUUUCUCCGUGUGGCUCAUCCGAAGGAGAAGACAAAGUAAGCAAUUUUUUUUUUAAAAUAAUAUUUUGUUAGUUUUACAAUUAAGUAUUUAAAAAACAGUGUGGUGACCGGGUUGUUAUGUGCUCCUGGCCACUUUCCUCCAUGUCCA